AUGGAGAAUCUGACUUUAAGGGACUACAUAGGAAAUACUCUUUACGUAACGUUGAAAGAUGGGAGGAUUUUGAAUGGGGAAUUCAUGGCUAUCGAUGCCCAAUGCAAUUUGCUUCUGGACCGUGUCAGAGAACAAUCAAAGUCAGCUACAGCUGAGGUCUCAAGCAGAUUGUUGGGGUUGGUCAGUGUACCGUCAGACACCGUAGAGAAGGUGGAGGUUCCGCAGUACAAGAUGCAAGAGAUGAUUCGCAGCAGGGCUGCAUUCAUGCAAAAUAUAGUGUGA
Huiozyma naganishii CBS 8797 is the source of this 282-nucleotide messenger RNA. It is a transcript of the gene MAK31, whose product is annotated as Mak31p. Gene Ontology annotation, cellular component: NatC complex. The transcript has a single exon. The record is from RefSeq and is a predicted model, not a curated record. Lineage: Eukaryota; Fungi; Ascomycota; Saccharomycetes; Saccharomycetales; Saccharomycetaceae. The coding region runs from base 1 to 282 and encodes 93 amino acids.